Messenger RNA from Coregonus clupeaformis (lake whitefish), 1419 nucleotides. RefSeq names its product ethylmalonyl-CoA decarboxylase. Bases 59 to 985 code for a protein of 308 amino acids. The transcript has 6 exons. Gene Ontology annotation, cellular component: cytosol. Gene Ontology annotation, biological process: fatty acid beta-oxidation. Gene Ontology annotation, molecular function: enoyl-CoA hydratase activity. The record is from RefSeq and is a predicted model, not a curated record. NCBI's taxonomy places the organism in Eukaryota, Metazoa, Chordata, Actinopteri, Salmoniformes, Salmonidae.
CCAGGGGAAAGGUUUCAAUGUAACACCACAACAUUGAGCUUUCAGACAGCACAGCACCAUGGUUCUGUCUGCAGCCAGUCGGCACCUCCUUAGGGGCAGUAGGAUUGGUGCCUGGGGGCAGCUGCUCCCCAGGAGGAGCGGAUCUGUAUACACCACUGCCAAUGGGUUCCAGGAGAAGGAGAUCAGAGAGAAACUCCAAGCUUUCCCUGGGGGGUCUAUAGACCUUGUCAAACAGGAGUCAGGCAUCGCAGUGCUCACCGUCAACAACCCUGCUCGCAUGAACGCUUUCUCUGGUUCUAUGAUGGUGGAGCUGGAGGAGAGGAUGUCCCAGCUAGAGGAGUGGACGGAAGGGAAAGGUCUCAUCAUCCAGGGGGCUGCUGGGACAUUCUGCUCUGGGUCAGACCUCAACGCUGUCAGGGCUAUAUCCAACCCUCAGGAUGGGAUGAAGAUGUGUAUGUUCAUGCAGAAUGCCCUGACCAGGCUACUGAGGCUGCCUCUGUUCUCCGUAGCUCUGGUGGAGGGGAGCGCACUGGGAGGAGGGGCUGAGCUCACUACUGCCUGUGACUUUAGGUUGAUGGCACCAGGCAGUGUGAUCCAGUUUGUCCAUAAACACAUGGGUCUGGUCCCUGGUUGGGGCGGUGCAGCUAGAUUGGUACGCAUCGUAGGCAGCCAGAACGCCCUGAAGAUGCUGGGUAAUGCCCUGAAUGUGGACCCAGAGAUGGGGCUGCAGAUUGGGCUUGCGGAUGGGGUCCUGGAGGGUCCCCUGGCUGGGUCUGGAGCCAAUGCCCUCCUGGAGGCAGAGCAGUGGUUGGGCUGCUACACCAAGGGUCCAUCCCCGGUCAUCAGAGCCAUAAAGAAAGUGGUGGUGUCAGGGAGAGAGCUCCCCCUGGAGGCAGCCCUGAGGACUGAGAGGGAUGUGUUCGGGACAGUGUGGGGAGGACCGGCUAACCUACAGGCUCUGGCCAGCAAGGCCAAACACAAGUGAAUUAACUUAGUCUUGUGAUUACAUUGUAUUCUCGUCCUAAUGUUCUGAAGAAACCUAGAACGGCUGGAGUCGAAACUGUGAACCAACCCACGCUGCGAAUACUGAACUGGAACAUUAGGAUGCAAUGUAGAGGGUCUGAACUAAACUAGAACACACUUAACUAGUGUAUUCAUUCUGCCGAUUCUGUUGCUGAAGGUCUCAUAAAACAGAAGCAAACGAAACCUACCCGAAUUUUUCCAAUAGCAACUAGUUUUAGUUGGAAACGUUUUGCAACCAUUUGGCGGAAUGAAUACACCCCUGGACUGUGCUAGGAGUGUGACAGCACCUUAUGGGGGAUUUAUAUUGCUGUGUUGAGUGACCACUAACAAUCAAUUCAUUAUUUUAGUGAAGGAAUUGUUAGUGACUGUUGGGACAAUUAUAUGGACCCAUCUAAA